This is a messenger RNA of Symbiodinium sp. CCMP2592, 1290 nucleotides long. The record is from the annotation of a GenBank genome assembly. Lineage: Eukaryota; Dinophyceae; Suessiales; Symbiodiniaceae.
AUGGAGAGGCAGCUGAGCAGGUGGUUGGUGGCGACGCCUCGCCCGACGAUUUCCAGCGCGAAAGCUGCAAGGUCGCAGCCAUCAGAGAGACCCGUCUUCCAACGGAUCUCUGGAAGACCGAGGCAGGAUGCCUGGAAUCCUGCGAUGGCCUCUUUGGCUGGGGCCGGCAUCCUUCAGUUCUACAGCGCCCGACGGUGUGCCCGCCAAAAUCGGUGGCUGACUGCUGGACGAAUUUCACCGCUGCAGAAUGACAGUGAGCCCAACAGCGAGCCCAGCGCGGAUGACAACAAGAUGCCGGACGAGGUUUGGAGGCAUCUGUCAAAGGUCAGCAAGACCCUCUGGCCGCUUCUCAUGCGUGUCGCCGAGGCGGAAGGUGCCGACCUUGGUGGCAACGCCGACGCCUUCAGCCGGGCGGCCAAAGGCCUGGCGACCUGGCAGGACGCUCUCGGCCGGGGCACAAUUUGGAAGGACGAGAAAGGCGCGAACUGGCCAGCGGAGCGGGGAAUGCGAAAUCGCUGGCAGGACUUGUUGAUCAACAAAGGGCUGCCUCAGCUCGUGCGCAGGUAUCCGAAGCUGAUCGACCCGCUGCUCGAAGCCUUCGGAUCUGGCACCGGAGCCUCCAUGUCGGAUGGCUUCUCGCUGGACAGCGGCGACUGGCACGACUCGGUCUCAUGGCUACAGCAACUCGCCAAGAUCCUCCGGAAGAGCCCCGAGCUGCGAGAUCUGAUUCGGAAGCUCGGGCGCCGGAGUGCGGUGCGCGGCCCGCUGCACAAACUCCCGGAGGAGAUUUUCAGAGAUGGAGCCCCGGACGGUGUGAUUCGUUCACCGGCGGCUCCCGCUGAGUCCAGCGGCGUUACCCUCGCAGGCACCUGGGACACCAUGUUGCCCAGUGAGGCGCAGCUCCUAGCGGCGAAAGUGCCCAUGCUUCGCUCGCUACAUCACUCGCGUCGCAUUGAGCAGUCGCUGCUUUGCUACGACCGCUCUGCCUGGCUCGAGGACUCGGCGAAGGCGUCUGGCAGGUUUGAGAUGCGUCCUUUGGGUGAAGCUGGGCCUUUGAUCGUGUGUUUAGACACCAGCGGCAGCAUGAGUGGGCAGCGAGAAGUCCUCAGCAAAGCCCUGGUGGUGGAGUGUGUCCGGCAGGCGCAUCGACAGAAUCGCCCCUGCUACCUCUACGCCUUCUCUGGGAUGGGUGACCUGCUGCUCAGUGGCAGUAGUCGACCCCGCAGGUUUUCCAGAUAUACACAUCAUACAUACUAUGAGAAUAAAGUGUGUGUGUGUGUAUAUAUAUAA